This is a messenger RNA of Anopheles marshallii, 1275 nucleotides long. RefSeq names its product phospholipase B1, membrane-associated-like. Gene Ontology annotation, molecular function: glycerophospholipase activity. The coding region runs from base 1 to 1275 and encodes 424 amino acids. Gene Ontology annotation, biological process: phospholipid metabolic process. The record is from RefSeq and is a predicted model, not a curated record. The transcript is spliced from 4 exons. Lineage: Eukaryota; Metazoa; Arthropoda; Insecta; Diptera; Culicidae.
AUGGCACCGGCAAGGACACUCACGCUUUCACUCUGCGGUACGGCUGCAACGCUGACGCUGCUAGCAUUCUCGACCACGAUCGGGCCGGCCGAUGGGCAGGCACUCAUAACACCGCUCGAUUCGCCCCUGCUCGCGAGCAAAUACCGUGGGCUGCGCGAGAUCAUGUUCAACUUUAUCGGCCAAACGGGCAACAACAAGAACAAGUUCCUGGUUAAUCUUAAAAAGGGGAAAAUCCAAAAACAGUUCGGCCCAGACGAACCAUUCUUCUGCAACACGACCGGCAUGCGGAGUGCGACUGUGCCGACUUCCGUGGACAAAUUGCGACCCGGCGAUAUCGAUGUUGUUGGGGCGAUUGGUGACUCCCUGACGGCGGGUAAUGGGGCGAUGGCAACUAACAUUCUGGAGGUGUUGAUCGAGAACAAGGGCCUGUCGUGGAGUAUUGGUGGGCAGGGAACUUGGCGACAGUUUCUCACACUGCCGAACAUACUGAAGGAGUUCAAUCCGAAGUUGUACGGAUACCCAACGAAGGACGGUCUAUCGACGCGGAAGUCAUCGCUGUUUAAUGCGGCCGAAGGUGGUGCCAUGUCGCAGGACAUUCCCUACCAGGCACGGAAUCUCGUCAAACGAAUGCUUUCCGAUCGGAACGUAGACAUCGCGAACCAUUGGAAGAUGAUCACGCUCAUGAUCGGUGGUAAUGAUUUCUGUGCCGAAAUUUGCUACAUGGCCACACCGGAAAAGAUACUGCAGUACCACGAGAAAAACAUCCUCAGCGCCCUGCGCACCUUCCGAGAUUAUCUACCCCGUACCUUCGUCAAUCUGGCCGCAAGCCCGAAGGUUGACAUCUUGGCACGGUUCAAGAACAAACCGCAAGAAUGCGUUUCCAUGCACGUCGUCGAGUGUCCGUGCCUGUUGGCCACACGGUUCCGCAAGCAGCGCCAACGGUAUGUGAAGCUGAUCGAGGACUGGAACAUGCUGCAGAUGGACAUAGUGGCGCGGGAAGAGUUCCGCACCCGGCCCGAUUUUGCCGUCGUUUAUCAGCCGUUCACCAUGAACCUUACCUUCCCGGAGACACCGAACGGUGAUACGGACUUCACGUACAUGUCGCUGGACUGCUUUCAUCUCAGCCAGAAAGGGUACGCCUUGGCCUCGAACGCACUGUGGAAUAAUAUGCUCGAACCGGUUGGGGGUAAAUCGAUGAACUGGGAGAGAGAAUUCACGCUGUUCAAGUGUCCUAGUGCGGACGUGCCAUUUCUGCGUACGCCCGGCAAUAGCUAA